Molecule: messenger RNA, 444 nt
Organism: Symbiodinium necroappetens
Lineage: Eukaryota; Dinophyceae; Suessiales; Symbiodiniaceae
Source: the annotation of a GenBank genome assembly
AUGCUAGGGCAUACUCCGGAUCUUCGAAAAGCGUGGGAGACAGCAGCUAAAGUGCCGGGCGCUUUAGUCGUGGACGCGAAGUCAGUCUACGACGCAGCUUCGAAGGGUGAUACCGCUUCAUCCUUGUUCUCCAUGAAAGAGAAGUAUGCAGCCCUUGAGCUCAUGGCUGUUGUUGAGUCCAUCGGCUUGAUGAACACGUCGUUGUUGUGGGUUUCUUCGGAGGCUCAGCUAGCCGACGGCCUUACCAAGUCUCAAGCUCAAGACUACAUCCGGGGAUUCCUUCAGGGUCUUCAAAUGUGGACGGUCAAGUAUGAUCCAGACUUCGUAGCAGCUAAGAAGAAGAAGGAGAAGAAGAAGAGGCUAGAGCAUCGUGAAGAUGCCAGUGCAGCUUCAUGUACAGCCGUACUCACCGCUGCCUCCGAAAGAGACUUUUGGGGCAUGUGA